AUGCUAUUAGGCGACGAGGGCAAGCUGAGCGCAGCUGGUAUGUUCCCUUAUGUCGAGGGUAUGCCGGUGGUAAUCAACGAGAACAAGUAUAUGGGUCUCAAGGUUGUCAACGGCGCAGAGUUUACAGCCGUAGGAAUUCUUCAUCCGCCCGGAGUAGAAGAGAUCAUCAUAAACGACAGGCUGUCCAUAUUUCUCGGACCGCCUAGUGGUAUUAUUCUCCAGUCCGAAGAAACGAACGGGUUAGCUUUCCCCCAUCUGCCACCUAAUACUGUAAUGUUGCCAGCAGCCAAUAUUCGAGUACCAGAAAAGCACAUCAAAAUACUCCGGCCAGAUCUGCAGAAAGCCAAUGUAAAACUAGCGCUAGUCCGGACAGGGCUCCCAUGCACACCAGGCUUCGCAUUAACCGACUUUAAGGCACAGGGGCGGACACUCGAAAAGACACUGUUAGGGCUUUAUGGGAGAACAGUGGGUAAGAAUACGGGGGAGCUUGAAAGAUGCGAUGCAGUAAGCAUGUAUGUUCAGCUAUCCCGCGUGCGGCGCUUUGAAGAUAUCGCUCUCAUACAGCCGUUAAACGUAAAGCAGUUCCUAGAGGCGCGCAUGCCGGAGGAGCUAGUCGAAGGAACCAAAAGACUAAGGAUCCUCGCGGAAGCAACAGUCCGGGCGUUCGAGGCUAGGGAGAGAGAUGAAGCAUAG
This is a messenger RNA of Colletotrichum truncatum, 693 nucleotides long. The record is from RefSeq and is a predicted model, not a curated record. NCBI's taxonomy places the organism in Eukaryota, Fungi, Ascomycota, Sordariomycetes, Glomerellales, Glomerellaceae.